Molecule: messenger RNA, 869 nt
Organism: Xenopus laevis (African clawed frog)
Lineage: Eukaryota; Metazoa; Chordata; Amphibia; Anura; Pipidae
Product: serine/threonine-protein kinase 3-like
Exons: 5
Coding region: 232-615 (127 amino acids)
Source: RefSeq, a predicted model, not a curated record
UAUUUUAAGUUGUAUUCUGUUCUGUUUUGGCCAUAAUUGAGCUAAGGAGAAUGGUGUGUACUUUUGCACAGAUGAUAAUAUAUGUAUAAUUUUCUAAAAGAGAAUUGUAUAAGUGCAGCCUUUUUACUUAGAUUUUAUUAAACACCCACUAACCCAAUUCUCUCCUUCUAAUGCUCUUUGGUGUGUCUUUUGCAGUGUGACAUCUGGUCGCUGGGGAUAACCGCCAUCGAAAUGGCUGAAGGAAAACCACCAUACACAGGGCAAUAUCCAGUUGAGGACCUGAUAAUUGAAGCCCAACCACCAAAGCUUCAAUCAAACACCUGGUCACAGCAUUUUGUGUCCUUCUUGGAGUCCUGUCUGAAAAAGGACCCUUUGGAGAGAGCGAGUGCUGAAGAACUCCUGCAGCACCCAUUUGUCACCCAACUACCACCUAAGAAGAUCAUCAGGGCUGAGAUUGAAGAACAUCUCCGGACUCUGCAGAACCUGCCGGCCAAGAAAGGACUGAAAGGAGUUGCUCUCUCAAAGCUGCGGCGUGCUUGUGACUUCUGCACACAGACAUCGGCAGAACAAGAAGCAGCUCUGCAAAUGGCCCUGGAGGGCUUCUCCUGUUAUUGAUAUUGUGGCCAAUAACAUCAACAGCCCAGAAUGAGUUUCCUGAAUCACAGCCGAGGAAAAAGAAACAUCCACAGGAUCCAGUGGCGUCUGCAGCUCCACCAGCAACAUCUCCUUUCAAGCUGAUGCAGUUCAGCAAGUGGUAACUUCAAGAUUCCUGCAACUACACCAGCAGGAACUUUAUCUCCUUCUGUAGCUCUAUGAUUGUAUUCUUUUCAGACUACCACAUCUCCACCAGUGGUGUCUUUGCUUCAUUU